Molecule: messenger RNA, 769 nt
Organism: Frankliniella occidentalis (western flower thrips)
Lineage: Eukaryota; Metazoa; Arthropoda; Insecta; Thysanoptera; Thripidae
Exons: 4
Coding region: 158-733 (191 amino acids)
Source: RefSeq, a predicted model, not a curated record
CUGAAGUACCAUGUAUACGUGUUGUUGACUGCAGCGAGCCGCUGUCAAAUCACCUCUCACAGAACCGUGGAACAGUGGGCUUUGGCACAGCACAACCUCUCGUUGAAGAUUUUCCUUUUCUGUGCGCGGGACUGCCAUCGUACUUCGAUGUUCCAAUAUGUCAGCAUUUAUUUUCGUGGUCGUUGUGCUAGCGCACACAAGCCAGAGGGUCAUAUGUGGCACAACUAUUUACUCUGCCAUUGGGCCUUACAGAGCGUUCACCGAACGCUUUUACGAGUGUAACCCACACCCGCGUCCGUGGAGAUGGCAUUUCCGAACUACUCGCUUUAACCCAUAUAAACCAAAAGAAAUACAGUUAUUGACUGGAAACAUUACACUUGGAAAUAAAUCUUUUGAUGACAGCCUUCCGAUUACAGUGAUCUUAGAUACUCGAUCAAACAACCAAUGGAAGGAAAACGCCUUUAUCUUUACUUUCAAAAGCAGAGCCUGCACGACUAUUAAAACAAAUAUCCCAGUCUUAUACGAACAAUUGUUUAAAAAGAGAGAAAUUAACGGCGUGUGCAGUCACCAGCCUGGAGUUUACGAGGUUAAUAAUGCCCCGGUGGAAUGGAUUUUUCCGAACUUUCCCAUGAUGCCAUAUGGGUUCUAUAAGUUUAAAAUAAAAUUUGGCACAGCGGAAAAUCUCAUCAUGUGUGGAGUGGUAGAAUGUAGGAUUAUUCCUAGACUCGAGUGAAAAUACAAUGAUUAAAGGUUAAUUUUAUAAACUAUA